AUGCUCAUUGACCUGACUCUAGACUCAGAGCCUGAGGAGCUAAGCAAGACAACCUCAACAAGCGCAACAGCCUUGUCACACCGCCUUGCCCACCGCGCGCUCAACCAUGUCGCGCAGUCAGUGCCCGCAAAGCGCAGGAACUCUGAAAUCAGAGAAGCUCCGUCCGCCCGUGCGCACUCAAGCUUCGCUGAAAGGUCGCAUGUCAGUGAGCCCGAGCACAGGGAGUCCGAGCAACGCGUUUUCUCCCAGCCGGAGCUGGCAAGGCCGAGAUCCAGGCGCAGCGUUUCCAGUCAAGAGAACACCGCAAACAACAACAACUAUGCCGUUGAUCGUCGGUACAGUUCUCACCAUUUCAGGGCCGUAAAUAACUCCCACACGACUCACUCCCCCACCUCUGUCAAUUCAUUAAAUGCCACGCCCCACUCCACAGCUCCGGAGAUCAUCGUCCGGGCUCCUCCAACACCCCGCCAGGCGAAGCAUGAAACCUCAGGUUCCAGCAGCAGCAGCAGCACCAAGAAUGGGUACUCUUCCUCCGUCACGCCGCUCCACACCGCGCUCUCAGAGGUAUAUUACCCGACCGACGCGCACCAAAAGAAAGCCAUGAAGGGCGCAUACCCGAAGGCCAAGAAAGUGCAGCGCUCCGAGAUCCCAUUGCAGAUCGGCAAGCCGGGCCCGCUGCUGACCAAGCCGCCGAAUGUGCGCCAGCAGACGCGGCAGACGAUGAAGCGCAAGCUGGCGGGUAUCAAGGGACCCAAGGUCACGUACGACCAGAACGCAGAGCAUCUCCUGGCGGACUUCAUCAUGAACUUCGAGUUCGUCAACACCAACCCGCUGCGCAGGGGGGUGGUGCCCGUGUCCGAGGAGUUCAACGCCGGGUGCACGUGCGUGGGGUUCUGCAACCCGGCGCUCUGUCUGUGUCUGUCCAAGGAAGAGGGCGAGACCAACGCCAGCAUCAUCCCGUACCAGGGUGCGGCGGACGAUGCCCGCAUGAUGGUGCUCCGGUCCGAGUUCCUGACGCGCAAGGCCAUGAUCUUCGAGUGUAGUGACCGGUGCGGGUGUAACCAGGGCUGUUGGAACCGCGUGGUACAGAACGGCCGCACCGUGCGGUUGGAUAUCUUCCAUACGGGAGAUCGUGGAUUUGGCCUCCGCUCCCCAGACCGCAUCCGCGCAGGCCAAUUCAUCGAUUGCUACCUGGGCGAAAUCAUCACAACCGCCGCGGCGGACCUCCGCGAAGCGAACACCUCCGCACACAGCGCCUCCUACCUCUUCAGUCUGGACUUCCUGAGCGGGCAAUACGAGGACGAGGAUGAGGACGAGUACGAUGACGAUGACGACGACGACAACGACGACAACGACGACGACAACGAGGCAUCCAAGUGCAAGUACGUGGUCGACGGGCGCAACUUCGGCGGACCGACCCGCUUCAUCAACCACUCGUGCAAUCCCAACUGCCGCAUGAUCCCCGUCUCGCGCAACCACGCCGACAGAGACCUGUACGAUCUGGCCUUCUUUGCCGUACGCGACAUCCCGCCUUACACCGAGUUGACCUUCGACUAUAACCCCGGCUGCGAGGGCGUCAAGGACUCGAAGAUCGACCCCAAUGCGGUGCGGUGUCUCUGCGGCGAGGCGAAUUGUCGAGGGCAGCUGUGGCCGAACCAGAGGAAGAAGGGAGUGAAAUAA
Molecule: messenger RNA, 1680 nt
Organism: Aspergillus homomorphus CBS 101889
Lineage: Eukaryota; Fungi; Ascomycota; Eurotiomycetes; Eurotiales; Aspergillaceae
Gene: clrD
Product: histone-lysine N-methyltransferase Clr4
Exons: 3
Coding region: 1-1680 (559 amino acids)
Cellular component (GO): nucleus
Molecular function (GO): zinc ion binding; protein binding; histone methyltransferase activity
Source: RefSeq, a predicted model, not a curated record